AUGUCGUCUCCUCUCAUUGUCGGCUUAACGCAUGAGUUGACCGUCAUUUUUUUCAAUAGUCGACAGCGUAAUGUUAUAGACGACAUCCGCGGAAACAACACUCUAGGAGUAUCUGGUGGUACUACUUCAGGAGUAUAUGGAGGUACCACUCCUGGAGUAUCUGAUGGUAAUACUCCAGGAGUAUCUGAUGGUACCACUCUAGGAGUAUCUGGUGGUACCACUACAGGAGUAUCUGAUGGUACCACUCCAGGAGUAUCUGAUGGUACCACUCCUGAAGUAUCUGAUGGUACCACUCCAGGAGUAUCUGAUGGUACCACUCUAGGAGUAUCUGGUGGUACCACUAGAGAAGUAUUCGAUGGUACCACUCUAGGAGUAUCUGAUGGUAACACUCCAGGAGUAUCUGAUGGUACCACUCCAGGAGUAUCUGAUGGUACCACUCCAGGAGUAUCUGAUGGUACCACUCCAGGAGAAUCUGAUGGUACCAUUGCAGGAGUAUAUGAUGGUACCACUCCAGGAGUAUCUGAUGGUACCACUCCAGGAGUAUCAGGUGGUACCACUCCAGGAGUAUCUGAUGGUACCACUCCAGGAGUAUCUGAUGGAGUAUCUGAUGGUCCCACUCCAGGAGUAUCAGGUGGUACCACUCAAGGAGUACCUGGUGGUACCACUACAGGAGUAUCUGAUGGUACCACUCCAGGAGUAUCUGAUGGUACCACUCCUGAAGUAUCUGAUGGUACCACUCCAGGAGUAUCUGAUGGUACCACUCUAGGAGUAUCUGGUGGUACCACUAGAGGAGUAUUCGAUGGUACCACUCCAGGAGAAUCUGAUGGAGUAUCUGAUGGUACCACUCCUGGAGUAUCUGAUGGUACCACUCCAGGAGUAUCAGGUGGUACCACUCCAGGAGUAUCAGGUGGUACCACUCCAGGAGUAUCUGAUGGUACCACUCUAGGAGUAUCUGGUGGUACCAAUAGAGGAGUAUUCGAUGGUACCACUCCAGGAGAAUCUGAUGGUACCACUUCAGGAGUAUCAGGUGGUACCACUCCAGGAGUAUCUGAUGGUACCACUCCAGGAGUAUUUGAUGGUACCACUCCAGGAGAAUCUGAUGGUACCACUCCAGGAGUAUCUGAUGGUACCACUCCAGGAGUAUCUGAUGGUACCACUCCAGGUGUAUCUGAUGGUACCACUCCAGGAGUAUCAGGUGGUACGGUACCACUCCAGGAGUAUCAGGUCGUAUUCCAUUGCUUACUUUUAUUGCCUCUAUUAACGUCAAUUCUGAGCUAG
This is a messenger RNA of Ylistrum balloti, 1278 nucleotides long. RefSeq lists its product as uncharacterized. The coding region runs from base 1 to 1278 and encodes 425 amino acids. The record is from RefSeq and is a predicted model, not a curated record. The transcript has 4 exons. Lineage: Eukaryota; Metazoa; Mollusca; Bivalvia; Pectinida; Pectinidae.